AUGCGUCCUCGUGCGCCCCCUUCUUCCCCCCCCCCCUCCCCGCCCUCGCACUUCAGCACACCUUUCGCGCCUUCGUCUCUUGCUUCCACUCCCGUUCCGUUCACCCUCGUUCCUUGCCCUUCCUACCCCCCUCACCCCGUGCUCCCCCCUCACCCCGUGCUCCCCCCUCACCGUUACCCCCUCACCGUCUUCCCCCGCGCCAUUCCAUCCCGCCCCUCCGCCUCCCCCUGCGCCCGCCGUCCCGCCGUGCCUCCGCGCAGCCAGCGGCGAGUGCGCGCCAUGGCGGGGGCCGCCGGGGCGGUCGAGAGCGCGGCGGCAGCAGCGCUGCGCGCGGUGCUGCGGCGAGUGGCGCAGGCAGCGGAGCGGGCGGGCAGGAACGCCGGGCAGGUUCGGGUGGUGGCUGUGAGCAAGACCAAGCCUGUGACGCUGCUUCGGGAGGUGUACGAUGCAGGGCAGAGGCACUUUGGGGAGAACUACGUGCAGGAGAUCAUUGAGAAGGCGCCUCAGCUCCCAUCAGACACCAAGUGGCAUUUCAUUGGACAUCUUCAGAGCAACAAGGCCAAGAGCCUCGUGUCAGGAGUGCCCAACCUCUUCAUGGUCGAAACAUUGGACAGCAGCCGGAUCGCCAACUAUCUCAACAGGGCCGUGGCAGCAGCGGGGCGGCCUCCCUUGCGUGUGCUGGUGCAGGUCAACACGAGCGGCGAGGAGAGCAAGCACGGGGUGCAUCCAUCAGCGUGUGUGGACCUGGUCCGGCACGUCACAUCCGAGUGUCCCAACCUCUGCUUCGCAGGCCUCAUGACCAUCGGCAUGCCCGACUACUCCUCCCGCCCCGAAAACUUUGAGGCGCUUGCCAGGUGUCGAGCGGAGGUGUGUGAGCAGCUAGGGCUCACCCCAAGCGAGUUGGAGCUAUCAAUGGGCAUGUCUAACGACUUUGAGCAGGCGGUGGAGAUGGGCAGCACGAACGUGCGAGCCGGCAAGGGACUGACCGAUGCGUACAACAAAGGCAAGAAGCCCGCGCAGCAGCUCGUUCCGUACGAGCCGGUGGGAUCCGGCGCCGGAAUCACCGGCUUCAACGGCGGAACCUACCAGAUCGCCAUUUCCGACGACCCCAUGACCUCCACGCAGGAGGCUAGCGCUCCCCCGAAGAUCACCGUGCCGCUCUGCGUGUCCACCUUCAGCUUCUUCGUGAACGGCGCCAAGGGCGUCGUGCUGACGGCGGCGCAGACGUAUUCGAUCUACAAGGGUGAUAUCACCGCCUGGUCCGCCGUGCCCGGCGCUAAGGGCAAGAACACGGACGGCACUGCGAUGACCUAUGCCGGCCUCACUAAGGCGGACGGCACUAGCGGCAUGUGCACUGCGAUCGCCUCCACCAAGGGCGCCAUUGGCUACGCGUUCACCGGCGCGUGUGCCGCGAAGUUCGUCGCAUCUCUGAAGAACGCCAACGGAGUGGCCGUCGCCCCUCCUGCCUGGAAUCCCGCCCUGGCCAUCCCCGCCGCCCCUCCCGCCGCACCCGACGCGUCGUGGGCGAGCGUUGACUUCGUGUGGAAGGCCGGCGCCAAGACCCCUCCGAUGGUGUCCAUGGAGUUUGCCUUCAUCAAGAAGACGCCCACGAGUCCGGUCGCAAAGACCUUCAUGUUGUAUAUGAUUAAGUCUCUGGCGGCCAAGGGUGGGUACGGGUUCAACCCCACUCCCAAGGCCUGGCUCGUUCCUUCCGCGACCAUGGUGAAUGCGAUCAAGUAA
Closterium sp. Yama58-4 is the source of this 1740-nucleotide messenger RNA. The record is from the annotation of a GenBank genome assembly. Lineage: Eukaryota; Viridiplantae; Streptophyta; Zygnematophyceae; Desmidiales; Closteriaceae.